UGUGUUUGAAUGCCUGUCUGUAGUCCAGAUUGGUCUACUAUCGAAACUGUUUGUCCCAUCAUGAAAGGAGAAUAAGACAAUGAUGACCACAGACUGUUCAGCAACUGUUUUAUAUCAGCCUCUUGGGUUUAAUGUCUUUCAGGUCAGUGUUCAGUGCCCACAGCGCUCUGCUGUCCUGGAAGUUUGGGAUGUAACCGUGGUGGGUGUUACUGUGACGAGAUCUGCAUGACUUCUGGUGACUGCUGUCCUGACUACUAUCAGACAUGCAAUCAAUCGAAUUCACAACCUUCCUUACCAUCCUCACCAUCUCCACCAACAUCGACCUCACCAGACUCACCAAUUUUGGGACCAUCUUCAUCAUCCUCGUCAGCUUCAAAAUCCUCCGCACCAACAACAUCAUCCUCACCAUCGCCAACCCCUCCAACAUCUUCAUCAUCAGGUCAGUGUUCAGUGCCCACAGCGCUCUGCUGUCCUGGAAGUUUGGGAUGUAACCGUGGUGGGUGUUACUGUGACGAGAUCUGCAUGACUGCUGGUGACUGCUGUCCUGACUACUAUCAGACAUGCAAUCAAUCGAAUUCACAACCUUCCAUACCAUCCUCACCAUCUCCACCAACAUCGACCUCACCAGACUCACCAAUUUUGGGACCAUCUUCAUCAUCCUCGUCAGCUUCAAAAUCCUCCGCACCAACAACAUCAUCCUCACCAUCGCCAACCCCUCCAACAUCUUCAUCAUCAGGUCAGUGUUCAGUGCCCACAGCGCUCUGCUGUCCUGGAAGUUUGGGAUGUAACCGUGGUGGGUGUUACUGUGACGAGAUCUGCAUGACUGCUGGUGACUGCUGUCCUGACUACUAUCAGACAUGCAAUCAAUCGAAUUCACAACCUUCCUUACCAUCCUCACCAUCUCCACCAACAUUGACCUCACCAGACUCACCAAUUUUGGGACCAUCUUCAUCAUCCUCGUCACCUUCACAAUCCUCCGCACCAACAACAUCAUCCUCACCAUCGCCAACCCCUCCAACAUCUUCAUCAUCAGUUUGUGAUAACUGCACUGAAAAUGAGGCUUGCCAGGAGAGAGGUGGCGUCUAUGGCUGUGGUUGCUUGCAAGGACAAAGACCAAAUCCUGAAAUCUUUGAUGCUGUGGAGUCUUGUGCCAGCAGCACUGGCUCCAUAUCUCUCUCCCGAUGCCAGCUCUUUGAAUCUGGUUUUUAUCCUGAGACGCUGCACCUAAAUGACCCAAGCUGCAAAGGAACUCUUGAGAAUGGCAGACUUCUGUUUUAUUUUGACAAUGAAGGCCACAUAUGUGGUACCACUCUGACGAGCAACAGUACUCACUUCAUCUACCAAAACUCCAUUCAGUCUAACCCGAGGAACACUGAACAGAGCAUCAUUUCAAGAGAUAUAUGGAUGAACAUGACAUUUUCUUGUGCGUACCCUCUGAUCCAGACCCUAUCUAUGCCCAUGGGUUUCCGAGCCGAAGGCGGUGUGAUAAGUAAUGAACUUCCUGCUGGCCAGGGCACAUACCAAAUCCGCAUGAUGCCCUACCAUGAUGCACAGUUUACUAGCCCAUACUUGGAGGAGCAAGUGCAAGUGAACCAGCAGAUGUAUGUGGCUGUUGAGGUGGAAGGAGUGGAUAGAAAUCAAAUCGCAACAGUUCUGGACAACUGCUGGGCCACACCAGUUAAUGAUCCUGAAUAUCAUGUUCGCUGGAAUCUCAUUAGUAGAGAAUGUCCAAACCCUGAAGAUACCACAGUGGAAGUUCUUCAGAAUGGUAUUGAUACAACGAGCCAUUUCUCCUUCAGGAUGUUCACCUUCUCAGGAAUUUCUGACCACGUCUUCCUGCACUGUGAGGUUCAUCUUUGCCUUGUACAGAACGGCCGAUGUGCACUGUCAUGCAACCAUGGAUAUAGAAGUAGAAGGCACAGAUCUUUGGACUUCCUCCACUCUGCAGCAAUCUCCAUGGGUCUGAAAGCUCAGUAAACCUGAUAAAUGAAAGAUCCUACAAAUUUAAUCAAAAUACUCUGUUAAAAAAAGAAAUAUAAAUGUUUUAAAGAACUUCCUUGUCUUUAAACAUCUAGAUUUCAAAGAGAAAUAUUGCAGAUAUUUUAAAUAAACAUAUCACUUAUGAAAAUUAACUAGUUGGUGAAAAAGGAUUUUGGAGGAACUACAUUUAACCCAGAGAAAACAAAUUAAUUCUUUUAAAAAUAACUCUGUAUACAUGUUUUGCUUUAUAGUUAUAGAUGAAGUGUUAUUCAAAACAGUAUAUACAAAACUAUAUUGUUGGGUGUAUAUGGGUUAAAUUUGGGUGGAUAUUUACUAUAAAUGGAAUUAAAUGAAAUAAUUAGCUGUCUCUCUUUCUCUUUGUUCAAGGAGUAAUCUUGGAACACAUUAUACCAAACUAACCUUUAAUAAAACUCUUAGCAAUG
Ctenopharyngodon idella (grass carp) is the source of this 2423-nucleotide messenger RNA. RefSeq names its product uromodulin-like. The transcript has 13 exons. The record is from RefSeq and is a predicted model, not a curated record. Lineage: Eukaryota; Metazoa; Chordata; Actinopteri; Cypriniformes; Xenocyprididae. The coding region runs from base 226 to 1977 and encodes 583 amino acids.